AAUUCCUACCACAGCGAUUGUUCAGCUGACACUAUAGCGGUUCAUCUAAGUGACGUGGGAAACAGACAACUCUUUACAAAAACGGGAUACUACAAGGGCGCUAUUUUAGCCAUCAAACCUAUUCCACGAGCUCACAUCAGCAUACAGAAACCAUUACUGUUGGAAAUCAAAAAGAUGAAAGAUCUACAGAACGACCACCUGGUCAGAUUUCACGGUGUAUGUAUAGAUGUCCCCAACCAGUGCAUUCUGACAGAGUACUGUCCUAAAGGUAGUUUACAGGAUGUCUUGGAGAAUGAACAAUUAAAGUUGGACUGGAUGUUUAGAUAUUCAAUCAUGCAAGACAUUGUCAGGGGAAUGACAUACCUUCAUAGUACAGACAUCAAAAGUCAUGGUCACCUCAAGUCCAGCAACUGUGUAGUGGACAGCAGAUUUGUGGUCAAGAUAACAGAUUUUGGUCUACACUACUUUAGAGAGAAAGAGGAGGAGAUAGAAGAUAAUAUUUAUGCCAUAGAGAGAAGCAGACUAUGGACAGCGCCAGAGCUGUUACGGAUGACCAAUCCACCUGCAGGGGGGACUCAGAAAGGUGAUGUCUACAGUUUUGCUAUCAUCUGCCAGGAGAUUGUGUACAGAUCAGGUGUUUUUUACCUGAGGAAUUUGGAGCUCUCCCCUAAUGAAAUUACAGACAAACUAAAGAAAGGAAUAAAGCCAUUUUUUAGGCCAACUCUGGAGGAGUUUGACUGUCCAAAUGACGAACUGGCAGGUGUGAUCAGAAGAUGUUGGGCUGAGGACCCAGCAGAGAGGCCAGAUUUUCAACAGCUGCGAACUGUCAUCAAAAAAAUGAACAAAGACGGGGACAAAGGUGACAUCCUAGACAACCUACUGUCCAGAAUGGAGCAGUAUGCCAACAACUUGGAGGCGCUGGUCGAGGAGAGGACAUCAGAUUAUCUCCAGGAGAAAAAAAAAGCUGAAGAGCUCCUGUACAACAUGCUGCCCAAAUUUGUGGCCUCACAACUGAUACGUGGUGAGACGGUGUCAGCCGAAUGGUAUGACGGUGUCACCAUCUACUUCAGUGACAUCUGCGGGUUCACUGCCAUGUCAGCUGAGAGUACACCAAUGCAGGUUGUUGAUUUACUAAAUGACCUGUACACCUGUUUUGAUUCAAUUAUUGAAAAUUUUGAUGUCUAUAAGGUGGAGACAAUCGGUGACGCCUACAUGGUGGUGUCUGGCCUGCCGGUCAAGAACGGCAACCUUCACGCCAGAGAGAUUGCCAGGAUGUCCUUGGCUUUGCUACAUAAUGUAUUUAAAUUCAAGAUUAGACACAGGCCAGGUGACCAGCUCAAGUUGAGGAUUGGCAUGCACAGUGGUCCUGUGUGUGCAGGAGUCGUGGGUCUCAAGAUGCCGAGGUACUGUCUCUUUGGUGACACUGUUAACACAUCCUCAAGAAUGGAGUCUAAUGGAAUGCCACUCAGGAUUCAUGUGAGCCCUGACACCCAAGAGCUACUAACACAGUUUGGUACUUUUAUCCUGGAGAAGAGAGGUGCUGUUGAGAUGAAGGGUAAAGGUGCCAUUACAACCUACUGGCUCCUCGGAGAAAAGGACUCACCAUACAAUAUCCAACAGCAGGGAUGCAACCAGCCGGCGCAGUCGGCGCCCCCCGAAUCCGCGGAUAAAAGUUCAUCCCCAUCCAAACAUUGACGGCGCUGCCCUCGCUUAGAAAUUUGGUUGCUGAUUUGACCUCACUGGACUCACUCUUCUAGCACUGCCCUGUUUUUUUUUCUCCUCCCCCCUAACCUUGACUGUGAGGGGUUGACUGGCAUAGUUUUGGCCAGGUUAGUCAGGGGUUUAACUAAGGGCGAUUCUUGAAUAUAGAUUUAAAUAUCAUGCAGCAAGAUUGUAUUAUAAACAUGAAAAACCUGUCUGUGUUUGCAAAAUUUAGGUAAAUGAACUGAAAAGUAAAUUUUUAUUUUAAUUUGUUGAGAAAUAACAAUAGGGCCUACUUGGUAACCAUUUUAGCCAUUUUUUAAAUUAUAAUAUUAAAUUUUUUAAUUCCAAAUUUAAUUUUAUAGCGUUCGUGAAGAAUACACCCAAAAUACAAUACAAAAUUAUUACUUUUUAAUCAAAAGAUAUACAGUUUUUUUCACAUCUUUUUUCCAGUUAAGGUACAAUAUUGUUUGCUUAUGAUUAUAUUUUCCAAAGAUUUAUACCAAAUUAAAAUUCAGUAUUCCAUGAAUGAUUUUUUUUUUCACUUACCCAUGUUUAAGUUAAACUGUUAUGGGCUAAAUGAAUGCAUAAGAUUAUAAAAAAAUUACUUUGCCAUAAGGAGAGCUUUUCAAAUGUCACUUUCCCUGUGAUUUAUUUAAAAAAACAUGGAUUGGAAAUAUAUUGUAGAUACAAAUAAAUGUGAAACAUGAAAUGGUAGUUAAUGUUGAAAAACAAAUGUGUGAGAUCAAAUGUCAUUUUUCAUUUACCCACAAAUUUAGUUAUUCACUUUUCUCCAAUGAUGUUAAAUACAAAUGCACAUAUCAUACCUAAUUAUUACUAGAUUUUGGCUUUUAUUUACUUUCUUUAAUAUAACAUGUUUUCCUGUUAAGUUCCAUUUAUUAACCUUUAAUUUUUAUAUGGAUGUUUACAUACAUACAUUUUUUUUUUGACAAUGUGCAUUAGCUAGCAAUUGUGUAUGCACUGGUGAACAAUGAAUGGAUUUUAUGUUAACGGUGCCUUCAGUAUAAGAUGGCUUUUAGAUUCCCGUAAAAAAUUUAAAUAUUCUGGCUCUGUGUUUUUUAUUCCUUUAAAAAUACAUUUAAUUUUUUUGAAAAUGGCUAGUACAAUCCGAUAAAAUAAAUGGAUAAAAAUAUAUUUAAUAUACUGGAUAUGACAUUAUGAUUCAGAUAGAAAAAAAAUUUAACUUCUGGAAAUUAGGAUGGCUGUUUGUUUUAGAUUAUUCUGACAAUUAAAAUAGAUGUUAGAUUUCCAUUUAUAUAUUCUGACCGUGGUUAAUAAUUCCUGUUUUUUUUUAAAAAUAAAAUUACAUUAGAGGGGAAUUUUUUUAUUCCAAUUUUUAGACUACACUUUUUUAAAUCAAUUAAAACUGUAAAAUGUAAUUGUAAUAAUUUUGAAAACAGCUUUACAGAAUUUCUAAGCUUUCCACCAUACACACCAAACUGUCACCAAAUAUUGUAUAUUGUACACAUUUUCAUGCACAGAAUUAAGUUUGUCUAAAUUUGAUAAAAGCUGCACUCCAACCAAUGUAGUAUAAAAAGUUACUGUUAACUUUGGUUGAAUUUAUCUGGUUCUCGUUUAGAAAAUAUGCACAAAAACAUAUUUAAAAGUUUAUUCUUGAACUAUUUGAAUAAAUAAUUGAGGAUUAACUCUUUUAUGGCUUACUUUUAAAAACAAAAAAAAACUAGCUAGGUUUAUUUUAAACAUGUUUAUAAGCUGAGCACACAACUUUUGUUGUAAAUGUUAGUUUUUAGUGCAGAACUGACACAAAUAAUUGUAUAUUUUAAACAACCCUUUGUGAAUAGUUCCUAAGGAAGAAGAUUAAAUCGAUUCCCACUCAUCAUGUACUGUGAUAUGGAAGUUACAUUAUGUAAUUUGUAAAAAAAUGAGAUAAAUAUUUAACUGGGAUUUUUUAACUUUUAUUUUAUUGGAUUAUCAUGUUGAUGUAGUUGUAUUUUCAUUGCAAAAUUUACUUGGUGUAAUUUUAUUGUGACACAUUUUUAACAGUUAUGUCCCUUGACUGAGUGAAUGAAGGUGAUGUCCCUUGGCUUAGGUAACCUGACCUGUACACAAAUAUUUGAAAACUUUACUGUAAAAGAAUUCUUAAGUCUUACCUGCUAGGUAAAAGAAUUCUUA
This is a messenger RNA of Physella acuta, 3855 nucleotides long. RefSeq names its product atrial natriuretic peptide receptor 1-like. The record is from RefSeq and is a predicted model, not a curated record. Gene Ontology annotation, cellular component: plasma membrane. Gene Ontology annotation, biological process: protein phosphorylation; receptor guanylyl cyclase signaling pathway; cGMP biosynthetic process. NCBI's taxonomy places the organism in Eukaryota, Metazoa, Mollusca, Gastropoda, Physidae. Gene Ontology annotation, molecular function: protein kinase activity; adenylate cyclase activity; guanylate cyclase activity.